GAGCGAUGAUGAUAAGUGUUGAGUAAACAAUAAAUAAAAUUACUUUUAAUUAUUUACCUACUUACCUCUUAUUUUCAUCGCUCGGCUCGCAUCACUUACCUUACUAUUACCAUAAACUUUAUAGAUAACUGAAGAUGUACAGCUAGACUAUGCCGAGAUUACCUCAGUACCGCCGCUACCUCUAUGGACACUCCUUGUCGCAGACAAAGAGUCUCCACAUCAUCCGUCCACUAUACAAGAAGCUAAGGAUUACAACGUAUUAUUCGAGGGGACUAUGCUCGACACAGACGAGGAUUUGGACGCGUUGUUACUAGGCGACGACGAAGGUGUCGACCGCAGGCCUUCGAUGCCUGAACGACAGCCUCUGUCGCACUUCGGUCCUAGGCAAGGUCGCAUCCUGUCACGUCUACUCACACACACUCACCUUCCCGGACUGAGUUCGCUAGACCAGAUGCAUUUGUUAGCGCUGGCGGACACUGUGUCGACGUGUGACGCAGACUUCGCCGAACGAUUCGCAGCGAACGCGCGUGUUGAUAUCUCGCAAGGAACUGGUCAAGAAAUAGUACCUGACUCCCUGGAUGACUGUGGUCUCCGAUUCUUACUGGCCAUGAAACACUACGGCUACCUACUGCGUUGCUUGCCGCUAGCGCAGCGGGCUAAUUUACAAAGGAAUGGAGUGGGUACUUGCAACCUUGUGUGGGCAUACCACUCUGAGACUCAUGAGCAACUUUUGGCUUUGAUCCCUGGUUAUGCUAAGGGACAACCGAAAUGGACGACAAUGCGUGAAUUAGGCGUGGGUUGGUGGGUAAGUGGCGACCUGCUCCGUAUAUGUGUAGAACGCCUCGCACGCGCAGCCUACAUGGCCAAGCAAGACCCGAUGGAUGCAGCACUAUACUACUUAGCUAUGAAGAAGCGAAUGCUACUGUGGGGUCUAUUCCGAUCCAAUCGCGACGAAAAGAUGACCGCGUUCUUCGCGAACGACUUUUCCGAAGAUCGCUGGAGAAAGGCAGCUCUAAAGAAUGCGUUUGUUUUAUUGGGUAAACAACGGUUUGAGCACGCAGCCGCUUUCUUCUUAUUAGGAGGUGCACUCAAGGAUGCUUUGGAGGUGCUAAUCACACGAUUGGGAGAUUUGCAACUGGCAAUGGUGGUAGCUCGACUAUACGAAAGUGACAGCACACUUCCACCCAGUUUGAAAAAAUUGCUCAUGGAUGAAAUAUUAGGUGGUGAGACAGAAACCGGUGAGAUUGAAUUGGAGCGCGCCCACCCGGACCCGUUCGUUCGUUCAAUGGCGCUCUGGGAACUAAAGCGCUAUGGAGAAGCACUAGACACACUAUUGAGCCCCGGCGGCCGAUUACACGCGGCACGCGAGACGCAGAAAGACUCAGAGCCUAUGCCCAGCGUGUUUAACUUCUACGUGUAUCUACGAACACAUCCGAGACUCAAGCGACACAAUAUGCCAACGCAGGGUGGCACACUGGCCCUACUACAACAAGAGCCCGAAGAGAGUAUAACCCGUUUAGAAAGACGACUUUACUUCCAAACUGCGCACGGGCACUUCAAAGCAGGCUGUCCCGCUCUAGCUUUGGAGGUCCUGUCCAAACUCCCCGCGCGGGUCCGAGAUGAGAAAGCUAAGCAACCAGUGUCUAUGCCUUCGGUCGACGACGCUGUUAUACAUACGGGACAACUGGGCGGGGACUCGACAGCUAAAAAGGAAGAAGAGGCCCCAGCAGAGAACAACAUGGACUGGGCUUCGACGCCAGCUGAAAUGGACUGGGGCGCGCCCGUUAGCACUAUAAAAUCAGAUGAGCUCGUACUCAGCUGGGAUGACGAGGAAGAUAAAGGAUCCGAGGGAUCCGGAGCAUCGACCCCGCCAUUAGAAAUGAAGAUGGACAAGCAAGAAGCAGCUCCGUUAGUCAACGGCAUCUCCGAAGAACACGAGCACGAGCCAGAGAAGAAUGAGACACCGCCUGUGGACAUCAUGGCGCAGCAACUCAAGUUCGUGGCCUGUCUCAAGAUACUCAUGGAGGAGUUGAGCACCUUGGCCACUGGAUUCGAGGUCGAUGGCGGUCACCUCCGCUACCAACUGUACAUCUGGCUAGAACGCGAAGUGGAGGCUUUGCGGCGUCUCUGUGGUUACGCCAGCGCUAGUGGCGCCCCCACAGGCGGUGAACUGAUAUGCGCCGACCAAGACCCGCCGCCGCUGCCUGAGAAACCCACGCUGCAUCAACUGCUUGUUAGGGAGAAGGCGGACUUUGAGGCUAAGGUGCAACGCGCUGUUAGGAGGAAGAAGUGGCUCAAGGCCAACGAGACACUCCUCCGGACUCUCCUAUCGUACUGUUCCCUCCACGGCGCCGGCGGUGGCGGCCUGGCCUCCGUCCGGAUGGAGCUAGUGUUGCUACUGCAAGAGCUGGGACAAGACAAACAGCACCAGCAACUGCUGUCGCCGCUGCCGUUCCCAACGACUCUGCCGCUGUUGGCUGCGGCUGUGGCGACCAAUAACACGGUUGUUGCUGAUCCUGUGAGGCACUUGCAGUCCGUAGCCCACGAUAUGCUCGGAACGAUAAGCGAGCUUGGCAUCCCGGGUGGUUCCGCCACGAGGAUUCUGCACACGUUGCGAGAAUUAGCCGUAGCACUGUCCGCUUGCAUCUAUCAGAGUCUCUGCGACUCGGAUACGUUUAGCAUGAAGCAUACACAUCAUCAUGAUGGUAUGGUACAUGACCACGCUCCUGCUACGACCCAUUUGAUUGCUCGACCGAGACGUCACUCUGUUGAAGAACUUACUGUUUCGACGACACCUAAUAAAUGGCCUGGUGUGUCCGCACUACGCGGUUUAGCUGUGCGAGCGGCGGAAGAAGAAGACGCGCCUAGACUGGCCGUGUUACUGGCUGAAGCGUUCUGCGCAGUAUAUCUAGCUCUAUUGGGUUGGGCGCUUGCCGCACGCGACGCUCACUUGUUAUACAGACUGGCAGCUCAGAACCCAGAAGCUAAAGCGCAUGCUUCGCUGUUCGGAGGCGGUGUGAGGCGACUGCUUAUGACCGCACCCGCUCCACCACCGCCAAAACUGGAGCGCACUGAGGGCACCUCAGUCUGGUCAUCGUUACGCGAGAAACGCGCGCUCCUCAACAUGCGUAUACUCGGGCUCGGGCCUACAGCGCCCCACAAGAACAUACAAGAAGGCCGACCUACAUAUAGGGAGCAGUUCGUACCGCCGCAUUGCAGUAUACUCACGUAUUUGCUUACUAAGCCAACCACGGACCAAGGCUCGUGCCACGACUACGACUACGACUCGGCGGAGUCGGGCGCCGAAGACGCGGAAGACAGCGGCAGCGAGCCCGAUGACGAUGACAUCUUCGACACCACUGUCAACCCCACAGCAGAGCAGGACUACAACGGCUGGUGGCACGGCCUCCGCAUCGUCGGGUUCUGUCUGUCGUUCCUGAACAGCUGUGUCAACCCCAUCGCCUUGUACUGCACCAGUGGAAUCUUCAGGAAACAUUUUAAUAGGCGAAACAAGCGUUGGCCGCGAGAGCAGCAUCCGCCUCCUCAACAACGGUUCUUCAAAACUCUGAGGGCGGUGUUCGGGCCGCUGCCCUGCCAACAACAAUCAGGAGCGGUCCAAAGAGAACUACAGCAAACGGCUGAUGUUCAAGGCAGAGAGCACAGCACCCUUCCCGAGGUGCUGCGAGAACGAAAACGGGGCUAA
Messenger RNA from Ostrinia furnacalis (Asian corn borer), 3703 nucleotides. Its product is annotated as dmX-like protein 2. The record is from RefSeq and is a predicted model, not a curated record. Lineage: Eukaryota; Metazoa; Arthropoda; Insecta; Lepidoptera; Crambidae. Gene Ontology annotation, biological process: vacuolar acidification. Gene Ontology annotation, cellular component: RAVE complex. The coding region runs from base 275 to 3703 and encodes 1142 amino acids. The transcript has 21 exons.